Hemibagrus wyckioides is the source of this 2321-nucleotide messenger RNA. Its product is annotated as recombination repair protein 1-like. The transcript is spliced from 11 exons. The coding region runs from base 528 to 1568 and encodes 346 amino acids. NCBI's taxonomy places the organism in Eukaryota, Metazoa, Chordata, Actinopteri, Siluriformes, Bagridae. The record is from RefSeq and is a predicted model, not a curated record.
AGGCGUCCUUUGAAUGAAUGGCGGCGCCGUUUGUGUGGAUUAUGCGUCAACGUUUCCGUCCUGAAUUAUGGAAAUACUCGCGAUCCACGCGAUUAUAAGUAGAUAAACCAGCUUUCUGUAUUUGUGAGAGCGUUUUAUUUUUAAAGACGUGGCGAUAGAAUCGCGUGCCAUUACUGCUCGCACGGCGCUAAACAGCUAGCCUAGCUACAUGCGUUUAGGCCUGGCGUUAACCCUGGCACACGUUUUAGGAAGCGAGCUUGUGGUAGAUGUUGGUGUCUUAGAGUCCAUGUGCAUGCUCUGAUAUUUUCCAUUUCGUCACUUGAUCUGCUUGGAAAUGAUGCAGUGAGGUUCUGCAAGCAUGUUAAAUGACCUGAGCACUCUCUGAUGAUGAGGAUGAUGAUGAUGAAGAUGAUGAUGAAGAUGGUGUGUACCUGCUAAUUGAGAAAUUCAUCUCUGAAGGCUUUACUCUGAGGUCCACCUUCCUCUGAGCUGAAGUUUUUCCUUUACCUCCCAGAACAGCAGCAAACAUGACCGGCAUCCAGUCCAGAGAUGAGUCAGUUGGAGCGAGUUCUGAUGAUGAACCCUUGAGUAAAAUGUUGAAACCUGGCAAGAAGUGUUCCGAAGAUGCACCUUCAGAUGUCAUGGAAGACGCUUCACGGGAGAAAACCCUCGAUGAGCCAACUUCUGCUGCGGAUGACUGUCCUGGACACAGCUCUGAUGACGAGCCUCUGAGCAAACUAACUGAAUCUAAGGGGUCCAAACAAUUAAGUAAACAGAAAGAGACUGGGGAACCGUCGGAUUCUGAAGAAGAUCAGCCGCUGACGACGAUCAUCAAGAAGAAGAAGAAGCAGAAGGCAGAUACAGAAGAGCCUGAAGGUGUGGGGUCAUGCAUUACUUUAGACGCCAAGAAGACCAGAAGCCCAAAAAAGCGUAAAGCCGUCACAAAGGCCCCGAAGCUCAGAGAGUCUUCGCCGUCGCCAUCGCCGUCACCGGUGAAAGUCACUCCGAGACGAGGACGAAAAGGUAGCGGUGGUGAUAUCUACACCUUCACAGCAGGUAAGGACGACUCGAAGAAGAAAGCCUCGGCGCAAUCGCCAGCCGUGAACACGACGGCUAAAAGGAGAGGACGUGGGAAAAAAGGAGGAAAAGGUCUGUGUAGCGACAGCUCAGAUGACGAGGCCCUGAGUGAGGUGGUGAGGAAGAAGAGCGAGCCGGCGAUGAAGCAUGCAGUGGUGCUGUUGGAGAGGAUGUCUGAACGAGACGUCAUGGACGCGGUGGCACGGGGACGCACACGCAGCCGAGAGCAGAAAGGUACAGCCAGAACAGAGAGUCCAGUGGAUAGCUCAGAUGAGGAGCCUCUGAGUCACAAGAUGAAGAGGCUGAAAGACCAGAGCAAGCCUGCGAGAGGCCGAAAACCAGCAGCAGAUGCCAGUUCAGACGACGAGCCUUUGGUGAGGAAAGUGAAAACGGCGAAGGUGAAGGAUAAGUUUAGAAAGAGAGCCAACGGAGAAGAGGACACGGUCAAACAAGAUAAAGAGCUGAGCGAGGAGGACGAGCGUCCAGACUGAGAUCCCGGCAGCGUCCACACACAACACCACACAUCUCACACACACACGCACACACACGAGUGAGCGUCUCGUAUCUCUACACACUUUCACAGUAUGACUCACGGAGAGCUCAGCAACGUCUCUCUAUAUGUUUUCUCUUCCCAGAAACGAGCAGAGGACUCGCUUCUUUCACCGUUCUGUGAUCAGUGCUUCAUUCCCUUUAUUUAUUUCUAGUAACAGCAUUUUUUUUAUUUAUUUUAUUUUUUUUUUUUUCCUAAAAAAAAUGUGAAUCGCUUUCACACCACGAAGCAUCAAAAAGCUUGAAACCGUUUCAUUGACCUUGUUUUAGCCUUUUAUAUUUUGUACGGUCUUAACCAGGCUUCUGCCUUUUACAUUGUGUAUACUCUGAUGUUUUGAUUUGUAAUAUGACAAUAAGUCACUAAAUGUAUCUGAUAUAAAUUCCCGGGGAAAGGAAUAUGAUAUGAAAUCUGUUUGUUUUUGAUGAAUAAUAUCGAUGUGUUUAAGUACGAAGCGCAGUAGAGUGAGAGAGAAGUGUGGAGAACCGUGUUACAGAUAGAUAUAUAUAUAUAUAUAUAUAUAUAUAUAUAUAUGCUUUUUUGUCUUUUAGUUUCUUGUGAUGAAUGUGAUUUUUUUGCCAGAUCCGAUAUUUGGAAUUCCCAACCAAUGGUUAGAUUCCCACUGUCGGUACAAUCAACAAGGCUUUAAAAAAAUUAUUAAAUCUGUGACUUUAUAAUAAAAAGUGUAGGAACUCAA